AUGAAAAAGUUACAAUUAACCCAGUACGUAGCACACGAAAGCAGGGCUCUUCAAAACCCCAUACAACGAAGAAAAAAGAUUCUAGACCCAAACGCUACACUCACAUUCCUGAAAUUUACCACUGCUCCCCUUCAUGGAUCAUCGGAGAUUUUGAUUCCGUCUUUCUGCAGCUUUGGAUCGCAGAAAUUCUCUCUGUGCGCUAGUUCUGAUCUCGGGUCGGAGAUGGAGGCAUGGAAGGAGCUCUGCGACGUUACAGAGGAGAAUCCGGAAAAAUUAUCGGAGAAUCUGGAUUGGUUUUGCCGAAAAUGUCCGCAACCUAAGCUGCUUCGCGCCGAAUCGGCCAGAGUUUCUCGGAUUCAACUCACCGCGGUGUUAGCCGUCGCUCAUCUAAUCUCCAGGAACGUUGUUGACACAACCGGAAAUCAUGGCAAAUUCGUCAUCCUCGACUUCCUCCAGGCAGUUCCGAAGUCGUUCCACCGCUCCUUCUGGCCGGAUUCAUACUCGCUGGAUUCGAUUUCCGCGUUCUAUUGCAGUUUCCUAGGUUCCGUUUCGGGCGGCGCGGCUGAGUUGUCACUUGAAUUCGGCACCAAAGUUUUGGAGAUUACAGUAGAGGUCAUGAGUUGCAGUGAGAGCGAUAGAGACCCAGCGAUCUCUAGGGCUUUCUUGGUUGCUCUUACCCAGAAUUUCCCGUCCAUUAGACAGACCGAUGGUGAUAAAUUGAUCAAAUUUCUGCUCAAUCAGUUUGCAGAGAACCGUGCUCCUCCUGAAUCUCCCAUGAAACAGCUUCAAUUGAACUCUCCCAUUAGCAAGAGUGAGGAGCUUAGUCCUGGCCUUGAUGUUGCAAAAUCCGUUUCUGUAGUGGUGAAUGAGGGAAGUCUCCAGUGGAAGACUGAUGUUGAUCAGCUGAGUUUUGGAUCUAAUGAGGGAAGUGGAGGCUCUCACCUUGUGCUUAGAGAUCAAGUGGCUUCUUUUGAGGAAGAUUCCAUCCAGAGUUUGGAGAUGCAGGAGUUUGCUUUGAAAUUGUUAACCAGUGUUCUGGAUAAAGUGAAAGUUGAUGAUAAACUCCACGAUCAGGUGAGUUCAGUAGCUAAGAGGCAGCUCCAGUCCAUGUCUGCAUUUCUCAAGUCAAGAAGGCGGGAUUGGAAUGAACAAGACCAAGCUCUUAAAGCUAGAGUCAAUGCGAAACUGUUUGUUUAUCAAGCUGCAGCUAACCUGAAAAUCAAGAGUCUCACGUCCCUAGAAACAGAUAGAAAGACAUCUAUUAGGUUGGUUCUGGAGACAGUCACAUUGCUGUUAGAUGCUGCAGAUGCUUGCUUGACCUCCGUGUGGCGGAAAAUGAAGGGCUGCGAAGAACUUUUCAGCUCUCUGCUUUCUGGGAUUGCGAAAAUGGCAGCAGGGAAGGGAGGUUAUCCACCACGUGGGCUGUUUAACCGACUUAAAUUACUGGCACUUGCUGCCUGCGCACAGGGGAGUCUGUUUGAGAGCGUAUUUAAAUUAUCUUGUGAGAUUAUCAAAUCUGGUUGGGCCAAGGAUCGAGCUUCAGUGGACACUUUCAUCGUGGGGUUAGCUUCAAGUAUUCGUGAAAGUAAUGAUUAUGAAGAGCAGGUUGACAGAGAGAAGCAAGUUCCUGCUGUACAGCUGAAUGUAAUACGAUUGCUUGCUGAUAUCACCGUUGCUGUUAAAAAGCCUGAAGUAGCAGAUAUGAUUUUACCGUUUUUUAUUGAAAUCCUAGAAGGGGGUGAUGCUUCUUCAACUCCUCGCUCUUUGAGACUCCAUCUUCUUGAUGCUGUAUCACGGAUAGCAACAUUAGGAUAUGAGAAGUCCUACCGUGAGACAGUAGUUAUGAUGACUAGAGGUUACUUGAGCAAAAUAUCGACGGUAGGAUCUGUCGAAAGCAAAACAUCAUCACCAAGGUCUAUAGCUUGGCACUUAGAGAGUCUUGCUGCAGGCUUUCUUAUAAUUGCUAGGGGUCUUAAGAAUACAAAACUGCGUGCAGACUAUCGCCAUCGCCUGCUUUCCUUAUGUUCGGAUGUAAGCCUGGCUUCUGAGUCGAAAAGUGGAUGGAGCGGUGCCGACCUUUUGGGUCCUCUUCUUCGUGCUGUUGCGCAAAUAUGUUCGGAUUUCGAUCCCACUUCAAAAGUGGAACCUUCACUGCUGAAAUUGUUUCGCAAUCUAUGGUUCUACAUAGCCCUUUUUGCCUUAGCACCUCCUAUUCUGAAACCUCCGCUUCCAGAAGUGAAGACAAUCUCUAAUUCAGUGAAUAGUGCUGGAAGAAUUAGUACGUUCUCUCUACAAGCUGUAGGAGGGCCUUACAUGUGGAACCCUCGGUGGGCUCUUGCUGUUCAGAGAAUUUCUCAGGGCACUCCUCCCCUUGUCGUCAGUUCUGUAAAAUGGCUUGAAGACGAAUUAGAGCUCAAUGCACUUCAUAAUUCUGAUACCUUACGAGGAACUGGGAAUAAGAAAGUAGCUUCAACUCAGAGAACUGCUCUUUCUAUUGCCUUGGGUGGUCGAGUUGAUGUUUCAGCAAUGAAAACUAUCUCAGGGGCGAAGGCUACAUAUCUUCUUGCAGUAGCCCUUCUGGAGGUCAUACGUUUUAUUAGCAAUGGGGGUAUUCUUAACGGUGGCUCAAGUGUGUCUGCCUCUCGAAGUGCCUUCAGUUGCGUCUUCGAGUACCUGAAAUCUCCGGACCUCACGCCUGCUGUUUCCCAGUGUUUGACAGCAACUGUGCAUAGAGCCUUUGAAGCAGCAGUGUCAUGGCUGGAAGAUCAAAUAUCUCUUACUGGGGAAAAUGCUAAUAUAAUGGAAUCAACAAUGUAUACACAUGCAUGUUUCCUCAUAAAGAGUAUGUCACAGAGAGAUGAAGACAUACGAGAUAUCUCAGCGAAACUGUUGACUCAUAUCAGGAACAAGUUUCCCCAGGUCCUAUGGAGCUCAUCUUGUCUGGAUAGUUUGCUAUUCUCUGUUCAUGACAAUGCAUCUUCAGUCGGCAACGAUCCUGCUUGCACUGCUGCCAUUCGAUCUUUAUACCAGAAAGUUCUUAGAGAAUGGAUCAUAUUAUCAAUUUCAUAUGCUCCAUGCACUAGUCAGGGUUUGCUUCAGGAUAAGCUGUGUAAGGCUAACACAUUGCAGCGAUCUUCAACUACAAAUGAUGUGGUUUCUCUUCUAACUGAGAUAAGGAUUGGAACUGGGAAAAAUGAGAUUUGGUCUGGGAUCAAAGCAGCAAAUAUUCCAGCUGUAAUGGCUGCAGCAGUUGCAGCUUCUGGGGCAAAUUUCAAAACUUCGGAAGCUUUUAACUCAGAGGUACUUGGUACUUGUGUAGUCAAUGCAAUGUUAAAGUGCAACUAUACCAGACAAGUUGCUUGCACAGUAAGAUUGGAAAACAUUAGUGGCAAUGACACGUUGAGUUCCCAUUCUGUGCGGCGCCUUCAACAAUUUGUUAAUACUGCUGAGAAAGGAGGAGAGGUGGACAAGUCGCAUUUUCGAGAAACUUGUUCUCAUGCAACUGCCUUACUUCUAUCAAAUCUGCAAGAUGGUCAGCAGAGAAUAGAUAUGAUGGAAUUUUCGCACUUACUGUGUCUCCUCUGUUGGUGUCCAGCUUACAUGUUAACUCAUGAUGCUAUGGAAACUGGAAUAUACAUUUGGACUUGGUUGGUUUCCGCUGCUCCACAAUUUGAAUCUUUUGUUCUUUCCAGUCUUGUUGAUGCAUGGAUAUGGACAAUUGAUGCAAAGCGAGGACUCUUUGCAUCUGAUGUGCGAUACUAUGGCCCAACUGCAAAAUUAAGGCCCCAACUUUCUCCUGGAGAACCAGAAGAUCCACCUGAUAGUGACCCUGUUAAUGAAAUACUCGCUCACAGACUAUGGCUUGGAUUUUUGAUAGAUCGCUUUGAGGUUGUUCGACAUAAUAGCACGGAGCAACUCUUGUUGUUUGGUCAGCUGUUACAACGGAGUACAAAUCUUGACUUGUGUUUUACCCACCACCCAGCAGCGGCUGGUACCUUUUUUACCUUGAUGCUUCUUGGACUGAAGUUCUGCUCAUGCCAAAGACAAGGCAAGGUGCAUAAGUUUAUACGUGGACUCCAGCUAUUGGAAGAUCGAAUCUAUAGGACUUCUUUAGGAUGGUUCUCUCGCCAGCCGGAGUGGUAUGAUGUAAACAUUCCGAACUUUUGUCAAAGUGAGGCUCAGUCUGUUUCAAUGUUUGCUCAGUUUUUGUCAAAUGAGCGAUCAGAAUUUAUCCAAUCUGGUUCCAAUGCAAGAGCUCAUGAAAACGGGAACUUAACUGAUGAGAUUGAUCAGUAUCAUCCUGUCUGGGGUAAUAUGGAAAACUAUGGAGCGGGAAUGGAAAAGAGGAAGCAACUACUACUGAUUCUUUGCCAGCAUGAAUCUGAUAGGCUUGACGUUUGGGCACAACCUAUUAGUCCAAAGGACAGUCCAUAUUCACGUCUGAAAUUAAGCUCCAAGAAAUGGACGGAACAUGUUAAAACUGCUUUUUCGGUGGAUCCCCGGAUUGCUAUAUCAUUAGCCUCAAGAUUUCCAGCAAAUAUCGCUGUGAAAUCCGAAGCCAUUCGGCUAGUUCAGGCUCAUAUAGUAGAUUUUCGUACUAUUCCUGAGGCGUUACCAUAUUUUGUCACACCUAAGACUGUUGAAGAGGACUCAGUGCUCUUGCAGCAGCUACUACACUGGGAUGCUUGUUCAAUUACACAGGCUCUUGUGCUUCUCACACCUGCUUAUAAGGGGCAUCCACGUGUCAUGGCAUAUGUCCUAAGAGUGUUAGAGUCUUACCCUCCCGAGCGAGUCACUUUCUUCAUGCCACAAUUAGUGCAGUCUCUGCGCUAUGAUGAACAGAGGUUGGUUGAAGGAUAUCUUCUAAGAGCUGCACAAAGAAGCGACAUAUUUGCUCAUAUCCUCAUUUGGCAUUUGGAGGGUGAGUCUGUUCAGGAAACAGUGAAGAAUGGUGUUCUCGAUAAGAAUGCGAGAUUCCGAGGAAUUUUGCCAGAGGUUCGACAGCAUAUAGUUGAUGGUUUUACUCCCAAGGCCUUCGACUUGUUCAGCAGAGAGUUUGACUUCUUUGACAAGGUCACAUCUAUUUCUGGAGUAUUAUUUCCUCUUCCAAAAGAAGAACGCAGAGCUGGUAUCAGAAGGGAGUUAGAGAAAAUCAAAAUGCAGGGAGAAGAGCUUUAUUUGCCUACAGCUCCGAACAAGCUCGUCAGGGGUAUCCAAGUAGACAGUGGAAUACCCUUACAAUCAGCUGCCAAAGUCCCUAUUAUGAUAACGUUUAAUGUGGUUGAUCGUGAUGGUGACCACAACGAUGUGAAAUCACAGGCUUGUAUUUUCAAGGUUGGAGAUGAUUGUCGUCAAGAUGUUCUUGCCCUGCAAGUGAUAUCUCUUCUUCGAGACAUAUUUCAAGCGGUUGGUCUUAAUCUCUAUCUUUUUCCAUAUGGAGUACUUCCAACUGGGGACGGUAGGGGGAUAAUUGAGGUUGUGCCAAAUACACGAAGCAGAAGUCAAAUGGGUGAAACAACCGAUGGUGGCUUGUAUGAGAUCUUUCAACAAGAGUUUGGACCCGUUGGCUCACCUUCCUUUGAAACGGCACGGGCUAACUUCCUCACCAGUAGUGCUGGUUAUGCUGUGGCAAGUCUUUUACUCCAGCCUAAAGACAGACACAACGGCAAUCUCCUCUUCGACAACAUGGGAAGGCUUGUUCACAUUGACUUUGGUUUCAUUUUCGAAACUUCACCUGGUGGAAACAUGCGUUUUGAGAGCGCACAUUUCAAACUGAGCCACGAAAUGACACAGUUGCUUGAUCCAUCAGGAGAUAUGAAGAGCGAAACUUGGCAUCAGUUUGUGAGCUUGUGCGUGAAGGGAUACUUGGCUGCUCGGCGAUACAUGGAUGGGAUCAUCAGUACAGUGGAAAUGAUGGUGGAAAGUGGAUUGCCUUGCUUCAGCAGAGGAGAUCCAAUUGGGAAGCUUCGAAAGAGAUUUCAUCCAGAGAUGAGUGAGCGUGAAGCCGCACACUUCAUGAUCCAUGUCUGUACCGAUGCCUACAACAAAUGGACCACUUAUGGGUACGAUUUGAUACAGUAUCUUCAACAAGGCAUCGAGAAGUAA
This is a messenger RNA of Microthlaspi erraticum, 6105 nucleotides long. The record is from the annotation of a GenBank genome assembly. NCBI's taxonomy places the organism in Eukaryota, Viridiplantae, Streptophyta, Magnoliopsida, Brassicales, Brassicaceae.